AUGGCUGACAACGAGACCUCGCCCAUCAAAAAAACUGAUUCCAUGUCACCUUUUUUUGUAUCCCAAUCUGAUAGUCCUGGCAUUUUACUCACAAAUGUUGUGCUCCGGGGAGAAUCUAACUAUGAUACCUGGGUCAAGGCUAUGAAAAAUGCUUUACAUGCUAAGAAUAAACUUGAUUUUAUUACUGGAUCUGUUACUGCCCCUAAUGCAUCCAAACCUGCUGAGCUUCAUGCUUGGGGAGUUUGCAACUCCAUGAUCAAUGGGUGGAUCCAUAACACUAUUGAUCCACAACUUCAACCUUUCAUCAAAUACUAUGACACUGCCAAAGCUUAUUGA
Messenger RNA from Gastrolobium bilobum, 336 nucleotides. RefSeq lists its product as uncharacterized. Lineage: Eukaryota; Viridiplantae; Streptophyta; Magnoliopsida; Fabales; Fabaceae. The transcript has a single exon. The coding region runs from base 1 to 336 and encodes 111 amino acids. The record is from RefSeq and is a predicted model, not a curated record.